AUGGAGCUCCCGCAAGAGUUGGCGGAGACUUUGCGCCUGCACAUCAGGGGCCUGGUGAAGGAAUUCAGUGCUUGUGCCGAUGGUAACUUCAGUGCCCCGGACAGGUGGCUCUCAGAGCUGCAGGUCGCCUGGCUUUUCCGUCUUGCUGACCUCGAUGCAUCCGGGCGGAGGAUCUUCAUCUCGCGGCAGCUACAGCAUCUUGUACAGAGUUGGAACUCGGCUCUCCGGGCGAUCACCACAUCCAUCGUCCAGGCAUGCUUCAGUGGAUUUUCCAGCCAGGACCAGGAGGAAGCUACUGUUGCGCCCCUGCAGCUCCUAAAUUUGUACGAUUUGUCGAAACGACGAUGUUGA
Molecule: messenger RNA, 351 nt
Organism: Miscanthus lutarioriparius
Lineage: Eukaryota; Viridiplantae; Streptophyta; Magnoliopsida; Poales; Poaceae
Source: the annotation of a GenBank genome assembly